Morone saxatilis (striped sea-bass) is the source of this 2267-nucleotide messenger RNA. RefSeq names its product uroporphyrinogen decarboxylase (gene urod). Gene Ontology annotation, cellular component: cytosol. NCBI's taxonomy places the organism in Eukaryota, Metazoa, Chordata, Actinopteri, Moronidae. Gene Ontology annotation, molecular function: uroporphyrinogen decarboxylase activity. The transcript is spliced from 10 exons. Gene Ontology annotation, biological process: heme biosynthetic process. Bases 178 to 1284 code for a protein of 368 amino acids. The record is from RefSeq and is a predicted model, not a curated record.
CUGGUUUGGUCACGUGGUUUUCCAAGAUGUCCGCGGCCUGGAUCGACGGAGUGUAGCAGUAUAAAGAGCUGUUGAGCAGCUUUUAAUGACAGUGGAGGAGCCGCAGCUCGCAACCGACAUCUGUACAGAGACAGAGGAGCCUCCGAGAAAGCCUGUCCCCUCCUCAGCCCCGCCGACAUGAGCAAGGACGGUUUCAUCCUCCCCAAGGACUUCCCCCAGCUCCGGAACGAUACCUUCCUGCGAGCAGCCCGAGGAGAAGAAACUGAGCAUGUCCCUGUCUGGUGUAUGAGACAGGCUGGAAGGUACCUGCCAGAGUUCCGUGAGUCCAGAGCAGGGAAGGACUUCUUUGAGACGUGUCGGUCACCAGAGGCCUGCUGUGAGCUCACUCUGCAGCCUCUAAGACGUUUUCCCUUCGAUGCUGCCAUCAUCUUCUCUGACAUCCUGGUUAUCCCACAGGCCCUGGGUAUGGAUGUCCAGAUGGUGGCAGGUAAAGGUCCUACGUUCCCGGAGCCCCUGAAGGAGCCUGAAGACCUGCAGCGUCUGACGGCCAAAGUGGACGUGGGCAAAGAGCUGGGCUACGUCUUCAAAGCCAUCACACUGACCAGACACAAGAUAGAGGGCAAAGUGCCGCUCAUAGGAUUCACUGGAGCUCCGUGGACGCUGAUGUCCUACAUGAUCGAAGGCGGAGGCUCCAACACCCACUCUAAGGCGAAGCGCUGGCUGUACCGACACCCAGAGGCCAGCCACAUGCUGCUGAAGAUGCUCACAGAUGUGAUAGUGGAGUAUCUGCUGGGACAGGUGGCAGCUGGAGCUCAGGCUCUGCAGGUAUUUGAGUCCCAUGCCGGCGUUCUGGGGCCGGUUGAGUUUAAUGAGUACUCUCUGCCUUACCUGCGAGACAUUGCUCGCCGCGUCAAAGAUGAACUCAAGGAGGCGGGACAGGACGUUCCCAUGAUUGUGUUUGCAAAGGAUGCUCACUACGCUGUAGAGGAUCUGUCUCAGUCUCAUUAUGAUGUGGUUGGACUGGACUGGACCAUUGACCCACGAUCUGCACGGGAGCGCACAGGAGGGAAGGUCAGCCUGCAGGGAAACAUGGACCCAUGUGCUCUCUACGCUCCAAAGGAACGCAUUUCAGACAUCGUGAAGAAGAUGUUGGAGGGUUUCGGUACGAAGGGCUACAUUGCCAACCUGGGCCACGGCCUUUACCCCGACAUGGACCCGGAGAACGUGGGCGCCUUUGUCGAAGCAGUGCACAAACACUCUAAACAGAUGAUCAAACAAAUAUAAAGUUGUCUGUGUCUGUGUGAGGGAGGGUGUAAGCUGAUGAAGAUGUACAAUAAUGCAUUAUUUUAUAAAAACUGUAAAAAGUAUUGGUGUUUGAAGAGGAGCAAAAAAUCAGUUUGAAGCAGUUUAAGUCCAUUCCCGCACAUUUCCUAGGAGGUAAAAACAAAACACCGACCUCAUUAACUUAUGGGGGGAAAAUCCAAUUCUUUAUUGUACAUUUACAUACAUUCACCACAUUCUCAUCCAGUCUAGACUUUGAACAACAAGAUGAUGUUUUCUGUUCAUCUAUGAUAUGUUGAUCUGACCCAGAGUGGAUUAUGUGUUGCCAUUGCAAAGGGAUGACAUCAUUUCUGCAAGUACAUGUUCAUUACGAUAUUUCAGCUGUAUGGGAUUUGUGUUAAUAUUGUAUCUAUUCAAAAAAGCUCUAAACAGCUUUGACUUGUAGAUGAAAAAUAUUUUUUACAUAUCUAUCAUCCAAUCAAACAACCACAAUGUUACUCCAGUUACUACUGAUAGAGACAAACCUUUAUAACCUCUUAAUAGCUGUUCACAUCUUCAAUCAAAAGUGAGCUUCUUUGUCAAAGGCUGCGAAAACAAAGUUUCAGCAAGAGACACGCUACUGCCGCUCUCCAAUCUGUUUUUAAAGAAACGUGUGAGCACGCAGCAGUCGCUCAUUGCACUACCUAACAUCUUCACAGUGAACAAAAUCCCCCGCUGGAUCUCAGCAUGAAGAGUUUUAUUUUUACUCCUGCAGACAGAAAAUCUUCCAAGAAAUGCACAUUGUACAAGAAGAUGCUUUAUGCUGUUUUUGUCUUUUUUUAUUUCAUCAACUCAGACUUGAAGUGGCUUAUGAAGUGAAUCACAUUGUAAGCAUACUGAGAGGUUGCAUGUGAUUGCAGUUUUCCAGAAUUGUAAAGCCCAUGAAUGUGUGUAUCUGGCAGUUUUUUUCCACAAAAUAAAGAUUGAUUUAAUUUUAGCUAAAUUUA